CUGCGGCUCUACCGCUGAUGCAAGAAAUUUUCGGCGCAGCGGUGUGGGACUGAUCGGGAGACAAAAAGUAGCCAGAUUUCAGACACUUUUCAACCUGCAAAUAUGUCAGGAGACGAGAUGAUUUUUGAUCCCAACAUGACCAAGAAGAAGAAGAAGAAGAAGAAGCCCUUCAUGCUGGAUGAGGACGGAGGAGAGGGGGUGGGAGGAGAAGAGGCUAAAGAGGUGGAGGCAAAGGAGGCAGAACCAGAGGCUGGAGAUGACAAAGAGAUAGAUCUGGAUGACGAUGAAGGCAGGAAGAAAGAGCCGUCUGAUGACUUGAACGAUCUGAACUUCUUCAACCAGAAGAAAAAGAAGAAGAAACCCAAGAAAGUAUUUGAUAAUGAUAUCGAGGAGGGAUUAAAGGAACUAAAAAUUGAAGGCGAACAGACAGAGGCACUGGAGGAGGACAACCUGGACUUGAUGCUUCCUACCAAAAAGAAAAAAUCAAAGAAAGUAGAUUUUGAUGAGGGAGAACUAUUGGAGAAGGACGACGCUCUGGAGGACGAUGAGGGGAAGAACAAUGAUGGAAUCUCAUUCAGCUCCUCGACAGGACCAGCCUGGGCUGGCUCAGAAAGAGACUACACUUAUGACGAGCUCCUGAACCGAGUCUUCAACAUCAUGAGGGAGAAGAACCCAGACAUGGUGGCUGGAGAGAAGAGGAAGUUUGUGAUGAAGCCUCCUCAGGUGGUCCGAGUGGGAACCAAGAAAACCUCUUUUGUCAACUUCACAGACAUCUGCAAACUGUUGCAUCGUCAACCUAAACAUCUCCUUGCUUUCCUGUUGGCUGAGCUGGGAACAAGUGGUUCCAUAGAUGGAAACAACCAGCUUGUGAUCAAAGGCAGAUUUCAACAGAAACAGAUAGAAAAUGUGUUGAGAAGAUAUAUCAAGGAAUAUGUGACAUGUCACACCUGCCGUUCCCCAGAGACCAUCCUGCAGAAAGACACUCGCCUCUAUUUCCUGCAGUGUGAGACGUGUCACUCCCGCUGCUCUGUUGCUAGCAUCAAGACUGGCUUCCAGGCUGUGACGGGCAAGAGGGCGCAGCUCCGCGCCAAAGCCAACUAAAGGCCACCGAAACUGGGCUCCUCCUCCUCUCUCGGCCUCCCCUUUCCCCUAGGGAGGGCUGAAGCUGGGGUCGGACGCCACCUUGAUUUGUUAAAAGGACUCUCUGAAUCGAACUGCGGGAGGGUUUGGCAGUUUAGUUGUGUCAUGGCCUGACCAGGCAGGGAGUGAGAGAGUAUCUAAAGCUGACAGAUGGGGUUGAGGCACUGUAAGCAGAUGAUGUGUACCACAUACACUGUAGGAUGCAUUUGUUGUCUCGCUGAUGAACCCUCUGUCUCCAAGGUUGUUUUUUUUCCCCAUUUGCUGUAAUUCUUGGUUCCUGCAAGAAAAUUCUGAUUUAACAUG
This is a messenger RNA of Seriola dumerili (greater amberjack), 1443 nucleotides long. RefSeq names its product eukaryotic translation initiation factor 2 subunit beta (gene eif2s2). The coding region runs from base 103 to 1101 and encodes 332 amino acids. Gene Ontology annotation, molecular function: translation initiation factor activity; mRNA binding; translation initiation factor binding. Gene Ontology annotation, cellular component: eukaryotic translation initiation factor 2 complex. NCBI's taxonomy places the organism in Eukaryota, Metazoa, Chordata, Actinopteri, Carangiformes, Carangidae. The record is from RefSeq and is a predicted model, not a curated record. Gene Ontology annotation, biological process: formation of translation preinitiation complex; formation of cytoplasmic translation initiation complex; translational initiation. The transcript has 9 exons.